AAACUAACCUUGAUCAACAAAAAUUUCGAUUAGAAACCGUCAACCACUAGUUGCUAAAUACACAAGUAACACAGCUUUUUUAAAGAAAUAAAUUCAUUAAAAUUUAAAAUACACGUUUGUAUUAUUAAAAUCUUCUCUCAAUUAAGAUUACGAUUUCGUGCCCAGUUCCUCACCAGUGAAAACGUACCGAAAAAUGGACUAAAAUCAGUUCCAAUUUUUGAUGUUUCUUUUCUACGGUCGUGUGAUAAGAACCAGUUGCAAAUCAACUCAAUUGAAAAAGUUUCGAUCCUGAAGAUGUUACCUUGUUGCGUUGAAAUCCAGGCAUAUCGUUCACGUAGCCCUAGACAACACUCUAAAUCAUUCCUACUAUCUUUCGCAGUUGAACAGAACAAAUUGAUCCAUGAGUUGGUUUAUUGAUAAUCUCACAUCGUCAUCGAGUUACUCUAACGAAGUAAUCAAUCUAUUUCACUCCGAUAUGUUGCAUUGGUGAAUCGUUGAAAAUAACUUAUUUUUUAACCAUUUUUCGAACGACUGAAUCCAUCGUUAUCACUUGUGCUAUUCGUGCAAUGAAGCAGCUCGAGUACAUCUCAAACGAUUACUCGUGAGUACUACGUGAUUUUAAAAUCGGAUUUUUUUCCAAUUGUGAGAACUUUCAUCGUCUGUGAUACCAUAAUGACCUACAAAUGUGAUAAAUGCGACGCUACGUUCAGCAAAAAAUACAACGUAACACGUCAUCUGGACACGAAGCAUUCAGUCAAGCAACCCGAACCGAUUAAUUGCGCUUACUGCGGCACGACGUUCAAACGAAAAGACAAUUUAAUCGUACAUAUCAAACGUCUCCAUCCAGACAUCGAUUCGUCGUUCGAGGAACCUCCCCUGAAAAAACCCUCGACUCAGAAACGAUGCGAAAUAUGCGACGUUUUCGUCGGCUUGGACGGAUUCCUACACCACGUGCAAUCUUUCCAGCAUCUCGAAGCUUUGAAAAAUGGCCCAGUCAACGCCAACGUCGAAAUAACCAAGACUGCUUUUAAUAGUCGAAUCGUGACUUAUAAAAUUUACACCGAGAAGGAUAUAGACGAUAUUAAAAACUACUUAGAAACGACGAAAACCCUCAUGCUUCGAAUCAUCGACGAUUACGUUCAAUUAUACAAAGCUAUAAAGUUCAAUUUACAACUGCAUGUGAAAUACAUGAAGGAUACGUCUUCCAUCGAUGAUAAAGUGUUCAAUACGAAGAACCUGAUCUACGAUUACGGCGAAGAUUUCACCGAGAUAUUCUACGAUCAGUUAAUAAAGCCACUGGUCAAUCAAAGCGAAGAGUUCCAAGAAUACGAUUCUGGUUGGACUUUCGUUGAAGUGGAUUUCGUCGAAAUCAACGUCGCCAAAUACGACCCUUUCUACGGAUCUUCGUACAUAGCUUUACCCCAAUGGGUCAAACAGAAACACGCCGUUAUCAACGUGACCAAUUACGAUAAAGCCUGCUUCGCUUGGUCCAUCAUGUCCGCGUUGUUCCCAGUAGGCCGUCAAAAACAUCCGGAUCGAGUAACCUCCUAUCCUCAUUAUAGUAAAAUGCUGCUUCUGGAUGAAAUCACGUUUCCGAUGAAGAUCACCGAUAUACCUAAAUUCGAAUCGCUUAAUCCGCUCAUCAGCGUAAAUGUUUUCGGACUAGAAGAUGAAAAAAUCAUCGGACCGGUUUAUCACACGAGAAAACGAAAAGAACACCAUAUUAAUCUGCUGUAUAUUCGAAACGAUAUCGGCGAAGGCCACUAUUGCUGGAUUAAAGACAUGAGUCGAUUGGUUGGCAGUCAAAUAAAUCAUAAAAAAUCGCGAAAAUAUAUUUGCGACGGUUGCUUGAUGAAUUUCAAUUCCAACGAGAAACUGCAAACUCACCAAGAACUCGAAUGCAGCAAAACUGUCGUCGAGUUACCCGAAGACGAACGAUACUUGAAAUUUCGCUCAUUCCAUAAAACCAUCAAGCUGCCUUUCGUCAUCUACGCUAAUUUCGAUACACUGGCCAAUCCGGUAAAUGGAUGGUCUGCGGAUGAUGCUGACUCGUCGACAUCCUCAUACGGUACAUUCCACGAACCUUACGGGUUCGCUUACUACGUUCAUUGCUCAUUCGAUUCGGAAUUCAAUAAAUUACGACUUUACCACGGUCCGAAUUGUAUCAGCGUGUUUUGGUCUCAACUGCAGAAAGAUCUCGAGUGGAUUUACGUCUGUUAUAAAUCGCACGAGAUAUCCGAAUCGAUUCCGUAUCCAAAGAUCUCCGUCGAAGAUUCCAAAUGCGAAGUUUGCGACAAACCGUUCGCUGCGAAGGAUGCAGAAGAACCGGUUUACGAAUACGCAGAGUUCUGUCACGAUCCUACUCAUCCUCGUAAUAACGCCAAUCAACGAUUAAAAUUCUUCGUUCCGGUCGUUCUGCAUCGACUCACCGAACACCACGCCAAUUUCUUAAUCCGCGAAGUAGGAUAUGAUAAAGAUGAAAUCGAAUCCGUUCCAUACUCGAGUGAGAAACGUAUUUCAUUCAGCAAACGAGUCAAAGUUGAUAAAACCAUCGUAAAAGUACGUUUCACCGACUCGUAUCGAUUCCUGGCUGCGAAUCUGCCAGUCUUGGCGAGGAAUUUAACCAACGAGGAAUUCCGUCUGCUCGGUAUCGAGUUCCCGGACGAAGAAGAACUGCAAUUCGUCAAAGUACCUGGUAUUUUUCCCAAAGAUUUGCUCAAUGGUAACGAAUCUGCGUUCGAAAUCCGCUCGAUUCCGCCCAAACAAGAUUUCACCGAUACUUUAUCCGGCGUUGAGCUCAGCGACGACGAUUACCAUCGAAUUCAAACCAUCUGGGGCAAGUUCAAAUGCGAGAACUUGGGCGAUUACGCCGAUUUGUGCAUGAAAAUCGAUGUUUUACAUCUGACCGAUGUUUUCGAGAGCUUUAGAACAACCUGUAUGUCGAAUUACCUCCUAGAUCCGGUUUAUUACUACAACGUACAGCAUUUCAGUUGGGACGCGAUGCUAAAAACGACCAAUGCCAGCGUCGAAUUGCUGACUGAUUUCGAAAUGCUGCAAUUUUUCAAGAACAGUAUUCGAGGAGGCCUGUCGCAGUGCUCGAAACGUAAAGCUGCCGCCAAUAAUAAAUACAUGCUGGACUACGAUUCGGAUAAGGACUCGAGUUAUCUCAUGUAUCUGACAGCCAACGACCUGUACGGUUGGGCCAUGUCACAAUCGCUUCCAAUUGGUAAAUUCCGAUGGCUAAGCGAAUCGGAAAUAAACUCCUUCGAUGUACGAAACAUUCCAGAAGACGGACCUACAGGAUACGUUCUCGAGGUAGAUCUCGAAUACCCCGAUCAUAUCCACGAUCUUCACAGCGAUUUCCCCUUCUGCCCGGAGAAACAAAACACCUUCGAAUCGUCCAAAGAUACCAAACUCAUCGCCAGCGUUCAGAAUAAAUCCAAUUACAUUCUACAUCUGCGCAAUUUAACUCAGUGCUUAUCCAACGGUCUCAUUCUCACCAAAAUCCAUCGAAUACUGGAAUUCGAACAAUCCAAAUGGCUGAAAUCGUACAUAGACACGAAUCACAACCUCAGCGUGAACUCCGUCCAAUAUUUCCAUAAGAAAUUCUACGACUCGAUGAACAAAUCCAUACUGGAGACAACGCUGGAAAAUAUCGAUACCAGAACCGAUCUCAAAUUAAUCUCGAGUUGGGAUAACGUGAAAAAUAAACGAGGUGCUCAGUAUCAUAUCAAUUUACCUAAUUAUCAUACCAGUUUCAUCUUCAAUGAAAAUCUCGUCGCGAUCGAGUCGGAAAAACUUCGAGUAAAAUACGAUAAACCUUUUCACCUCGGAUUCUGUAUCCUGGAGUAUUGCAAACUUCCCAUGUAUAAUUUCCAUUACGCUUUCAUGAAGCCUACCUACGAUACGAACGUCGAAUUACUAUACACGUGCACGAAUUCAUUUAUUUAUCAAGUAAACACGGACGAUUUGUAUCAAGAUAUUAAAUCUCAUCUCGAUUUGUUCGAUACGAGCGAUUACCCGGAUUGUAACAGGUACCAGAUUCCGUUACGUAAUGCCAAAUUAAUGGAUAAAUUCAAAGACCUAUUCGGCGGUAAGCUAUUGCUCGAGUUCGUAGGCACCAAAUCGAAAUCGUACGGUUACGUCGUCGAAGAUGAUAAACCCCUGAAACAAGAAAACGAUAUGACCAAUUUUACUACCUACUUGGAGAAUAUUUCCAGUAUUUUGCAUCAUAUCAAUACGGUCAGAUUCAACGUUUAUACGCAACUGGUGAGUAAACUGAAUCUAUACUGCAAUGAUGAUAAGAGAUUCGUUAUUCCUAAUUCGGAGAAAACCCUUCCGUGGGGGCAUAAUAAAAUUAAGGACCAUUGUUUAUAAUAUUUUUUUCUGUGUUCGGUUAUCUUGGUAUUUUACAGUUGAAGCUAAUGAGCUUAUAAUUUUAAGGAUUUUUUUAUAUUGUAUUUUUUUUAUGUACAGAUGGUGAUGUACUCGAGUUGCAAUUUUUUUUACGUAUUUAUUAUUUUUUUUAUGACAAUAUGACUAAUGAUCUUUGUUAAGUAUUCAUUUUAUAAUAAACGAGUUCGUUGAUCAAAA
Molecule: messenger RNA, 4593 nt
Organism: Planococcus citri (citrus mealybug)
Lineage: Eukaryota; Metazoa; Arthropoda; Insecta; Hemiptera; Pseudococcidae
Exons: 4
Coding region: 673-4377 (1234 amino acids)
Source: RefSeq, a predicted model, not a curated record